UGCUCAAAAAAGAUCUGUUGGUAGGCAAUGCGAAGGUGCAUUCAUGUCAUCCUGCAGGCGGAAUUCUCCACGAGUUUUGAGCAGCCUCGGUUUUCCCACCACCUCCAAAUCAUGCAAGACACAGGGUAAGAGCAAAGACAAGGUGGCUCUGGCCGAUGUCCACCCUCUCGGUGCGUCCCUUCUCUUCUCUCCUCCUUGGGCAGGGAGACCUUCGGGGUGCAACCUGGCUGGGGCGGGGUGGAGGUGGAGGGCCUGGCCAGAGCGGGCCUGGCUACGGGCAGGGGACAGCGACCGCCUAGGCCGGGGCAGGUGAGCGCGGCGCAGGCCCCGGCCCGGCGUGUCCGCCGUGCGCGCGAGUGGCCAGCAGAGGGCGCCAGAGAGCCAGGAGCGGCCCGCAGAGGAGCCCGCGCCGGCACCGUUGCCCAGCUCCGCGCCGCGCGGACCCACCGAGCCCGCGCUCGCGCCCCAGCUCCGCCGAGAGGCCGCUCGCGCCGGGUCCUUCCUCUUCCCCAAGCGCAGGCAGAGCCCCCGGAGCCAUGGCCAGCCCUUCCGGCAGCUCCGAAGCCACUGGCAAGCCCCGAGGCAGGGAUGGCCGGCCCAGGAGGGAGGAGGACGACGUCCCUCCCGGGGAGAAGAGGCUGCGGCUGUUGCUGGAGGGGAGAAGCGCACAGCCCGAGGACUGCGAGGACGGAGAAGACGCGCCGCGGCCGGGCAGGGAGGAGACCGGCACCCAGACAGGUGGCGACGGCAGAGGAGGGAACAAAACGGCAUCAUCCCACUAUUCCAGGGGAGGUGCUAAAUAUGAGGGUGAGGCUGUCAAGCGGUCCCUGGUGGAGUCCUACACUCACCCGAACAGCAACGAGACAGAGCGGAGGGAGAACAUCGAUACCGUCAUGAACUGGUUCACCAAGGAAGACUUUGACUUUGUGACACUGUACUACAGAGAGCCAGAUAACACGGGACAUCGAUUCGGGCCAGAGGCAGAGAACAGGAAGUUGAUGAUUCAGCAAAUCGACAGGACCAUCGGGUAUCUGGUGGGAGCCACUGAGAAGCACAGCCUGCAGAGCACCUCAGCGUCAUCAUCACAUGAGACCAUGGGAUGACCACCAUGAAGAAGAGACUCAAUGUCAACCAGAUCCCUUGUCCAACUACAUCAAGUUCAGGGACUGCGUCAAGUUUGAUGUUGUGGGCUAUGGUGGCUUUGGGAUGCCCCUAACCAAAUUGGGGAAAGAGGAAGCCCUUUACCAGGCACUGAAGAAUGUGCACCCUGACCUCCACGUCUACAAGAAGGAGUUUCCAGAACACUUCCAUCUCGCUAAACAUGACCAAGUUCUGCCAAUCGUGAUGUAUGCCAACUGCGGUUACAGUAUUAGUGGGAGAAUUAUAAUGUGUUUCAACAAAGGCAGCCAUGGCUUUGAUAAUGUCCUCAUGGAUAUGAAGACCAUAUUCAGAGAUUUCGGGCCAGAUUUCAAGAGGAAUCGCCUGGCCGAGCCUUUUAACAGCAUCCACAUCUACC
This is a messenger RNA of Gorilla gorilla gorilla (western lowland gorilla), 1516 nucleotides long. RefSeq names its product translation initiation factor IF-2. The record is from RefSeq and is a predicted model, not a curated record. NCBI's taxonomy places the organism in Eukaryota, Metazoa, Chordata, Mammalia, Primates, Hominidae.